AUGGCAGUGCAGGGCUCUCUGGCAGCGUUUAAUUGGGUCUGCUCCCUGACUGGGAGACCCAGCGGGACUCCUUCAGGUAUUCUGGCCACGCCCUUGGUCGCCCUGGGAGAUGGGGUUGCCCUGGAAACCAGCAUGGAGGGAAGUGCGAUGGCAGCAUUAAUGUUCAAGGUUAACUUCUAAUAUGAUAAUCUCUUCCUCAUCUACACGAUCUAGCAUCUGAUUGGCUCACAAUUCCAAGAAUCCGCCCCUACACUGACAGUAGUAAAGAGUAAGGAGGUCUUGGAGGGACAUAAUCAUACACGAGAUCUCAGCAGCACUCACUAUCUCUUGCACUGGGGAGAGAUCACACAGAGCUGAGAGGGAGAGUAGAACAAAUCUCAGAGCCUGUUGUGCACAAAAACACAUAAAGACAUAAGGGUUUGAGUGACACACCAGCUAAUGCAGAAAGGAGAUGACAAGUGUUUCCAAUUAUGGAUUUGUCUUACUUUGGUUUGGUACCCACGAGACUCAUUAAAGAAACACACUCGCACAGAACACGCAAACACACUUAACAUAGACAUUGGCAGACUGUCUGAAACACACACAAACACGGAGAGAUAAAUGUAAGAAUCCAGCUGUAAAGGGAAUUGGUAGUACCCAUGCAUGAUGUAUGGCCUUGUUACAGAUGCAUGAUUGAACAGGCCUCUAUAUAUGCAUGCUCUAUUCUCAAAGCAUUCACAAACACACCCUACACACACACACACACCCACCCUAACCUUAACCCCAAAACCCUAAACCUAACCCUUAAGCUUAAAAUAGCAUUUUAACAAAUUCCGGACCUGAAAAAAGUUUUUUUUCCCUACAUUGUCAGGACAUUGGGUUCCUGAUAAGGUAGGAAAACAGGUACACACACACACUGCUUUCCACCUGGCUACCUCUACCCCGGCCACCAGCUCUGCCCGUCCCCCCCCGUCCCCGUCCCCCCGCAACUUGCCCAUGCCCCUGCUUCUCCUUCACCCAAAUUCAGAAAGCUGAUGUUCUGAAAGAGCUGCAAAAUCUGGACACCUAAAAUUAGCCGCCGAAAUUGUAGCAACCCCUAUUUACUAGCCUGUUCAACCUCUCUUUUGUAACGUCUGAGAUCCCCAGAGAUUGGAAAGCUGCCGCGGUCAUCCCCCUCUUCAAAGGGGGUGACAAUCUAGAUCCAAACUGUUACAGACCUAUAUCCAUCCAGCCCUGCCUUUCGAAAGUAUUUGAAAGGCAAGUUAACAAACAGAUCACCGUCCACUUCGAAUCCCACUGUACCUUCUCCGCUCUGCAGUCUGGUUUCCGAGCUGGUCAUGGGUGCACCUCAGCCACGCUAAAGGUCCUAAACGAUAUUAUAACCGCGAUCGAUAAAAGACAGUACUGUGCAGCUGUCUUCUCCGACCUGGCCAAGGCUUUCGACUCUGUCAAUCACCGCAUUCUUAUUGGCAGACUAAAUAGCCUUGGUUUCUCAAAUGACUGCCUCGCCUGGUUCACCAACUACUUCUCAGAUAGAGUUCAAUGUGUCAAAUCGGAGGGCCUGUUGUCUGGACCUCUGGCAGUCUCUAUGGGGGUGCCACAGGGUUCAAUUCUCGAGCCGACUCUAUUCUCUGUGUAUAUCAGUGAUGUCGCUCUUGCUGCUGGUGAAGCUCAGAUCCACCUCUAUGCAGACGACACCAUUUUGUAUACAUCUGGCCCUUCAUUGGACACUGUGUUAACAAACCUCCAAACGAGCUUCAAUGCCAUACAACACUCCUUCCGGAGCCUCCAACUGGUCUUAAACGCUAGUAAAACUAAAUGUAUGCUCUUCAAUCGAACGCUGCUUGCACUCGCCCGCCCGACUAGAAUCACUACUCUCGGCGGGUCUGACUUAGAAUAUGUGGACAACUACAAAUACCUAGGUGUCUGGUUAGACAGUAAACUCUCCUUCCAGACUCACAUUAAGCAUCUCCAAUCCAAAGUUAGAUCUAGAAUCGGCUUCCUAUUUCGCAACAAAGCCUUCUUCACUCAUGCUGCCAAACAUGCCCUCGUAAAACUGACUAUCCUACCGAUCCUUGACUUCGGCGAUGUCAUUUACAAAAUAGCCUCCAACACUCUACUCAGCAAAUUGGAUGUAGUCUAUCACAGUGCCAUCCGUUUUGUCACCAAAGCCCCAUAUACUACCCACCAUUGUGACCUGUACGCUCUCGUUGGCUGGCCCUCACUACAUAUUCGUCGCCAAACCCACUGGCUCCAGGUCAUCUAUAAAUCUCUUCUAGGCAAAUCCCGCCUUAUCUUAGCUCAUUGGUCACCAUAGCAACACCCACCCGUAGUAUGCGCUCCAGCAGGUAUAUUUCAUUGGUCAUCCCCAAAGCCAACACCUCCUUUGGCCGCCAUUCCUUGUGGUCCUAUGUAGCUCAAUUGGUAGAGCACAGCGCUUGUAACGCCAGGGUAGUGGGUUCGAUCCCCGGGACCACCCAUACGUUAAAAAAAUAUAUGCACGCAUGCCUGUAAGUCGCUUUGGACAAAAGCGUCUGCUAAAUGGCAUAUUAUUAUUAUUAUAUUAUUAUUCUCUGCUGCUAAUGACUGAAACGAACUGCAAAAAUCUCUGAAGGUGGAGACUAUCUCCCUCACUAACUUUAAGCAUCAGUUGUCAGAGCAGCUUACCGAUCACUGCACCUGUACACAUCCCAUCUGUAAUUAGCCCACCCAACUACCUCAUCCCCAUAUUGUUAUUUAUUUUGCUAAUUUGCACCCCAGUAUCUCUAUUUGCACAUCAUCUUCUGCACAUCUAUCAUUCCAGUGUUAAUACUAAAUUGUAAUUAUUUUGCACUAUGGCCUAUUUAUUGCCUUACCUCCAUAACUUACUACAUUUGCACACACUGUAUAUAGAUUUUCUAUUGUGUUAUUGACUGUAUGUUUUGUUUUAUCCCAUGUGUAACUCUGUGUUGUUGUUGUUUUUAUCGCACUGCUUUGCUUUAUCUUGGCCAGGUGGCAGUUGUAAAUGAGAACUUGUUCUCAACUGGUUUACCUGGUUAAAUAAAGGUGAAAUAAAUAAAAUAAAACACACACACACAGAGAGAAGGAAGGAUUACUUUAUCCUAUCCCAGGUAUUCCUGAAAGAGGUGGGGUUUCAAGUGUCUCCGGAAGGUGGUGAGUGACUCCGCUGUCCUAGCGUCGUGAGGGAGCUUGUUCCAUCAUUGGGGUGCCAGAGCAGCGAACAGUUUUGACUGGGCUGAGCGGGAACUGUGCUUCCGCAGAGGUAGGGGGGCCAGCAGGCCAGAUGUGGAUGAACGCAAUGCCCUCGUUUGGGUGUAGGGACUGAUCAGAGCCUGAAGGUACGGAGGUGCCGUUCCCCUCACAGCUACGUAGGCAAGCACCAUGGUCUUGUAGCAGAUGCGAGCUUCAACUGGAAGCUAGUGGAGUGUGCGGAGGAGCGGGGUGACGUGAGAGAAUUUAGGAAGGUUGAACACCACACGGGCUGCGGCAUUCUGGAUGAGUUGUAGGGGUUUAAUGGCACAGGCAGGGAGCUCAGCCAACAGCGAGUUGCAGUAAUCCAGACGGGAGAUGACAAGUGCCUGGAUUAGGACCUGUGCCGCUUCCUGUGUAAGGCAGGGUCGUACUCUCCGAUUGUUGUAGAGCAUGAACAUACAGGAUUGGGUCACCGCCUUGAUGUUAGCGGAGAACGACAGGGUGUUGUUCAGGGUCACGCCAAGGCUCUUCCCACUCUGGGAGGAGGACACAACGGAGUUGUCAACCGUGAUGGCGAGAUCAUGGAACGGGCAGUCCUUCCCCGGGAGGAAGUGCAGCUCCGUCUUGCCGAGGUUCAGCUUGAGGUGGUGAUCCGUCAUCCACACUGAUAUGUCUGCCAGACAUGCAGAGAUGCGAUUCGCCACCUGGUUAACAGAAGGGGGAAAGGAGAAGAUUAGUUGUGUUUCGUCUGCGUAGCAAUGAUAGGAGAGGCCAUGUGAGGAUAUGACAGAGCCAAGUGACUUGGUGUAUAGUGAGAAUAGGAGAGGGCCUAGAACUGAGCCCUGGUGGACACCAGUGGUGAGAGCACGUGGUGCGGAGACAGAUUCUCGCUAUGCCACUUGGUAGGAGCGACCGGUCAGGUAGGACGCAAUCCAAGAGUGAGCCGCGCCGGAGAUGCCCAACUCGGAGAGGGUGGAGAGGAGUAUCUGAUGGUUCACAGUAUCAAAGGCAGCAAACAGGUCUAGAAGGACAAGAGCAGAGGAGAGAGAGUUAGCUUUAGCAGUGCAGAGAGCCUCCGUGACACAGAGAAGAGCAGUCUCAGUUGAAUGACCAGUCUUGAAACCUGACUGGUUUGGAUCAAGAAGGUCAUUCUGAGAGAGAUAGCAAGAGAGUUGGCUAGAGACGGCACGCUCAAGAGUUUUGGAGAGAAAAGAAAGAAGGGAUACUGGUCUGUAGUUGUUGACAUCAGAGGGAUCGAGUGUUGGUUUUUUGAGAAGGGGUGCAACUCUCGCUCUCUUGAAGACAGAAGAGACAUAGCCAGCGGUCAAGGAUGAGUUGAUGAGCGAGGUGAGGUAAGGCAGAAGGUCACCGGAGAUGGUCUGGAGAAGAGAGGAGGGGAUAGGGUCAAGCGGGCAGGUUGUUGGGCGGCCGGCCGUCACAAGUCACAAGAUUUUAUCUGGAGAGAGAGGGGAGAAAGAAGUCAAAGCAUAGGGUAGGGCAGUGUGAGCAGGACCAGCAGUGUCAUUUGACUUAACAAACGAGGAUCGGAUGUCGUCAACCUUCUUUUCAAAAUGGUUGACGAAGUCAUCCACAGAGAGGGAGGGGAGGAUUCAGCAGGGAGGAGAAGGUGGCAAAUAGCUUCCUAGGGUUAGAGGCAGAUGCUUGGAAUUUAGAGUGGUAUAAAGUGGCUUUAGCAGCAGAAACAGAUGAAGAAAAUGUAGAGAGGAGGGAGUGAAAAGAUGCCAGGUCCGCAGGGAGUCUAGUUUUCCUCCAUUUCCGCUCGGCUGCCCGGAGCCCUGUUCUGUGAGCUCGCAAUGAGUCGUCAAGCCACGGAGCAGGAAGGGAGGACCGAGCCGGCCGGGAGGAUAGUGGACAUAGAGAGUCAAAGGAUGCAGAAAGGGAGGAGAGGAGGGUUGAGGAGGCAGAAUCGGGAGAUUGGAGGGAGAAGGAUUGAGCAGAGGGAAGAGAUGAUAGGAUGGAAGAGGAGAGAGUAGCGGGAGAGAGAGAGCGAAGGUUGCGACGGCGCAUUACCAUCUGAGUAGGGGCAGAGAGAGUAUUGUUGGAGGAGGGCGAGAGAGAAAAGGAUACAAAGUAGUGGUCGGAGACAUGGAGGGGAGUUGCGGUGAGAUUAGUAGAAGAACAGCAUCUAGUAAAGAUGAGGUCAAGCGUAUUGCCUGCCUUGUGAGUAGGGGGGGGGGGGGGGGGGGGGGGGGACGGUGAGAGGGUGAGGUCAAAAGAGGAGAGGAGUGGAAAGAAGGAGGCAGAGAGAAAUUAGUCAAAGGUAGACGUAGGGAGGUUGAAGUCACCCAGAACUGUGAGGGGUGAGCCAUCCUCAGGAAAGGAACUUAUCAAGGCGUCAAGCUCAUUGAUGAACUCUCCAAGGGAACCUGGAGGGCGAUAAAUGACAAGGAUGUUAAGCUUGAAUGGGCUAGUGACUGUGACAGCAUGGAAUUCAUGGGUCAGGGGAAAAAGAGAGAAUGUCCACUUGGGAGAGAUGAGGAUUCCUGUGCCAUCACCCCACUGACCAGAUGCUCUCGGGGUAUGCGAGAACACAUGGUCAGACGAGGAGAGAGCAGUAGGAGUAGCAGUGUUUUCAGUGGUAAUCCAUGUUUCCGUCAGCGCCAAGAGGUCGAGGGACUGGAGGGUAGCAUAGGCUGAGAUGAACUCUGCCUUGUUGGCCGCAGAACGGCAGUUCCAGAGGCUGCCGGAGACCUGGAACUCCACGUGGGUCGUGCGUGCAGGGACCACCAGGUUAGAGAGGCAGCAGCCACGCGGUGUAAGGCGUUAGUAUAGCCUGUGCGGAGAGGAGAGAACAGGGAUAGACAGAGACAUAGUUGACAGGCUACAGAAAAUGGCUACAAUAAUGCAAAGGAGAUCGGAAUGAAAUGAACUAAACAUCUGGGAAAGCGAGAGAGCGGGGCCUCCCUCACUUACGUUUCACUGAAACACCCAAAUAUAACUCUCCCAACUUCCACCUCAGAAACUAUAAUUGUUGUAAACUACAGCGGAUCAAUGUUUUCAAGGAAUAGACUAACUUAGUUUAUUCAGCUAGCUAACUUGUUACAGUAUUCUUCUGUGAAAACCGUCCAGGGCACCUAGUCAUAUGACGCCACAGCCAACUAGCAUGCCGGACUCCAACAACACGGUUUAGCACCAAUACUCGGCCACAACAAACCACCAGUGUGUCAACACGCCAAGCAGAUCAUUCGUGUCCGUGUCUAACGUUGUGGGUUAGUCCCAACAGCUUGAGCGAGUCCGUCGUCAACUUAUUCAGCCAGUUAGUUAGCUAGAAUAGUUAGCAUACUAGCUAGCCAUUGCUUUCUGCCUACAAAGAAACCCGUCCUCCCACGGCACGAACACACAGAGAGAGCCAAGCUAACGUUAACUAGUCACCCAUGUCCCGAAUUCCCUUGAACGACUCUGGUUACCAGUAUGUAAAAACAAAACACAAAUGUAGGUUAUAACUUACCCCUAGCAGCUACUGUUAGCUAGCCAAGUGCAAAGCUAGCCACUGAAUUGACUCAGCCAGUUCGCAUCUGUUUGGUAGGUCGUUCCAGCUAUUGUUUAGUAGUAUCCAGGUAGCAACAAGCUAGCUACAUUUCGAGCACAGUAGCUACUUACUACCUAACGUUAACGCUUCAGACAAUGAGGUUAGAAAAACAGCUGAAUGGUAGACAUUAUUGUAUGUAAUUAUUGUAGGCAGCUAGCUGGCGUAAUUACAGGUACUCUCAGGCGUGAAACAACUAUCCACAGUUGCUAAUAGUUACCAAUAGCUACCCGCUAGCUAGUCCAGGUAGUGGGUUAGCUAGCUUCGUGCUUCACCGGGCUCAGCCGAAUACAAUACCUACAAUAAUGACAUACAACAACCCACGAUAACUACCUACAAUACCUAACUACAAUCUAAAUACAUAGUUUAAGCUUUACUCGACAAAGCUUAAACUAUGUAUAUAAGCCAUAUAAGCCAAGCUUACCUCCCGCCAGAGAGAGACACAACCUCACCCGACGACGACUCUGAAUGCAAUGCAAUGCAUUUUCCUAAUGGAGUCUAACUUCAAAUGGGGAAAAACAGCGCUGUGCUUUGUCCUAUGCCAAUCAAAACCAGCAAGGUUACACUCCAGGAGAUACAGAGGUUAUUCUCUCCCGGAGAAUGAUUGCCAGGAUCUGGGGGGUUCGGUGGUAAUUCUGGCUGGAGUGAUUGUCGCUGUUCCGAGCAUUCAGAGAGCGAGCCUCUCCCGUGUGUAGCCAGCUGAUGAUGACUAAUUUCAGAACUCACUGGAGAGGCCACUGCGGAGAGGGGAGAGGGCCCGGGAUGCCUUUUAGCUGUGAAAAUACGCCUAAGAGUGCGGCCAAAUGCUAGCUCUCACACACACACACACACACUGACCAUCUGAGCGUAUUCACCAAUCUGUGAGUAAGGGUGAAAUUCUGUAGGCAGAUGGUUGUGACUCCAGGCAAUCAGUCCUAUCAAGGCUUAGCACAGGCAAUAGAGAGAAGUGUGUGUGUGUGUCAUACUCACAAGCCUCUGUCUGUGUUAGUGGUGGAUUUGUCCUAUUUCAUGCCCUAGUGUUCAAGUGAGGUUGGUUUUAUUUUACAUUGAUAACGUACCUUUUCAUGUGUGACUUGUCAGUUAUUAAUGUGCUAGUUAUGUUUCAAUGGUUUCAAGUCCAGCGAAAUGCAUUUCUUGCAAGCUCUAAAACCAACAAUGCAUUAAUCAAUAAAAAUGUAAUAUUAAAAAUAACAAGGUAGAACAAAAACACACAAGAAAUAAAAAUAAGAAGAAUACGAGAAAGUAAGUAAGCAUACUAUAUACAGGGUCAGUUCCAGUACCAUAUUAACAAUGUGCAGGGAUACUGGAGUGAUAGAGGUAGAUAUGUAUAGGGGUAAGGUGACUAGGCAUCAGGAUAUAUGAUAAACAGUGUAGCAGCAGCGUAUAUUAUUGUUUGUGAGUGGGUGUGUGUGUGUGUGUGUAGAGUCAGUAUUAAUGUAUGUGCAUAUUAUGUGUGUGAGCAAAUGAUGGAGUGAGUGUUUGUGUGUGUGUUGGAGGGUCAGUGUGCUUGAGUGUGUGCUGGCCUGCGAGUGUGCAUAGAUACAGUGAAAAAAUACAAGGGUCAACUCAGUCUGUGUAGCCAUUUUGUUAGCUAUCUAGUUAGCUAUUUAGCAGUCUUAGAAGAUGUUCAGGAGCCUGUUGGUGUCAGACUUGAUGUACCGGUACCGCUUGCCGUGCGGAAACGGAGAGAACAGUCUAUGGCUUGGAUGGAAGGAGUCUUUAACGAUUUUCCGAGACAUCCUUUCACACCGCCUGAUAUAGUGGUCCUGGAUGGCAGGGAGUUUGGCCCCAGUGAUGUACUGGGCUGUCCACACCACCCUCUGUAGCGCCAUGUGAUCGAGGGCGGUGCUAUUUCCAUACCAAGCGGUGAUGCAGCCAGUCAAGAUGCUCUCAAUGGUGCAGCUGUAGAACUUUUUGAGGAUUUGAGGGCCCAUGUAGUGAUGGAAUGGGGCUCAGUCGAGGUGUGUGUGCACGUGCACAGGCUGUGUUUCCCCUCCUAAAGACUCUCCCACUCUGAGACACACCCGGUCGGUCAUACCUUUUGUACCUGUAGCUAAUCAAAUCAAAUGUUAUUUGUCACAUGCGCCAAAUACAACAGGUGUAGACCUUACAGUGAAAUGCUUACUUACAAGCCCUUAACCAACAAUGCAGUUUUAAGAAAAUAAGUGUUAAGAAAGUAUUUACUAAAAUAAACUGAAGUAGAAAAUAGAAAAAUAACAAAUAAUUACAAAUAAUUAAAGUAGUACAAUAAAAUAACAGUAGCUAAUGUAAUCUAAUGUCACACCUGAUGUCCCGGUAACCAAUCCACUACUGUACCUCCCUGACAUAUUAUUCUAGCACUCCAUAUCUCCCCCUCUUCCUCCCUCUAACUCUCACAGGUCUAUUACCCCUCCUUCCUUCCUCUCUCCAUCUCUUCUUCUCUUGCUCCCACAGCCUGGAUUCCUUCAACUCUCCCUAUAUCCACCUUUCCCUCUCUCACUAUUAAACUGAAUCUUCCCUACUCCUCCUCCCUUCAUCUUUCCCUCUCUACAGUGAGGGAAAAAAGUAUUUGAUCCCCUGCUGAUUUUGUACGUUUGCCCACUGACAAAGACAUGAUCAGUGUAUAAUUUUAAUGGUAGGUUUAUUUGAACAGUGAGAGACAGAAUAACAACAAAGAAAUCCAGAAAAACACAUGUCAAAAAUGUUAUGAAUUGAUUUGCAUUUUAAUGAGGGAAAUAAGUAUUUGACCCCUCUGCAAAACAUGACUUAGUACUUGGUGGCAAAACCCUUGUUGGCAAUCACAGAGGUUUGACGUUUCUUGUAGUUGGCCACCAGGUUUGCAUACAUCUCAGGAGGGAUUUUGUCCCACUCCUCUUUGCAGAUCUUCUCCAAGUCAUUAAGGUUUCGAGGCUGAUGUUUGGCAACUCGAACCUUCAGCUCCCUCCACAGAUUUUUUAUGGGAUUAAGGUCUGGAGACUGGCUAGUCCACUCCAGGACCUUAAUGUGCUUCUUCUUGAGCCACUCCUUUGUUGCCUUGGCCGUGUGUUUUGGGUCAUUGUCAUGCUGGAAUACCCAUCCACGACCCAUUUUCAAUGCCCUGGCUGAGGGAAGGUGGUUCUCAUCCAAGAUUUGACGGUACAUGGCCCCGUCCAUCGUCCCUUUGAUGCGGUGAAGUUGUCCUGUCCCCUUAGCAGAAAAACACCCCCAAAGCAUAAUGUUUCCACCUCCAUGUUUGACGGUGGGGAUGGUGUUCUUGAGGUCAUAGGCAGCAUUCCUCCUCCUCCAAACACGGCGAGUUGAGUUGAUGCCAAAGAGCUCGAUUUUGGUCUCAUCUGACCACAACACUUUCACCCAGUUCUCCUCUGAAUCAUUCAGAUGUUCAUUGGCAAACUUCAGACGGGCCUGUAUAUGUGCUUUCUUGAGCAGGGGAACCUUGCGGGCGCUGCAGGAUUUCAGUCCUUCACGGCGUAGUUUGUUACCAAUUGUUUUCUUGGUGACUAUGGUCCCAGCUGCCUUGAGAUCAUUGACAAGAUCCUCCCGUGUAGUUCUGGGCUGAUUCCUCACCGUUCUCAUGAUCAUUGCAACUCCACGAGGUGAGAUCUUGCAUGGAGCCCCAGGCCGAGGGAGAUUGACAGUUCUUUUGUGUUUCUUCCAUUUGCGAAUAAUCACACCAACUGUUGUCACCUUCUCACCAAGCUGCUUGGCUAUGACCUUGUAGCCCAUUCCAGCCUUGUGUAGGUCUACAAUCUUGUCCCUGACAUCCUUGGAGAGCUCUUUGGUCUUGGCCAUGGUGGAGAGUUUGGAAUCUGAUUGAUUGCGUCUGUGGACAGGUGUCUUUUAUACAGGUAACAAGCUGAGAUUAGGAGCACUCCCUUUAAGAGUGUGCUCCUAACUCAGCUCGUUACCUGUAUAAAAGACACCUGGGAGCCAGAAAUAUUUCUGAUUGAGAGGGGGUCAAAUACUUAUUUCCCUCAUUAAAAUGCAAAUCAAUUUAUACCAUUUUUGACAUGCGUUUUUCUGGAUUUCUUUGUUGUUAUUCUGUCUCUCACUGUUCAAAUAAACCUACCAUAAAAAUUAUAGACUGAUCAUUUCUUUGUCAGUGGGCAAACGUACAAAAUCAGCAGGGGAUCAAAUACUUUUUUCCCUCACUGUACAUCAUUUCUUGUCACCCGCCCAACUUAUUCAAGGCCUCCUCUCUUUUCCUCCCUCUCUCUGUCGUACACUGACAGCCAUCCUUUCCUUCUCUCUGUCCUCUGCCCACACACUAAUAUCCUCUCCUGUUCAGCAGGAAAUGAAGACAGCCUCGACACAUCUGUCAAACAGAAAUUGCAUUGUAUACCUGUCACCAGCAUUCACUUGUUUCUCUAAAUACUGAAAUUAUUGUUGAAAUAACUGUUCUCUCUCUCUCUCCUCUCUACCCCCACUCCCUUCCUCUUCUCACUCCCUUCCCCUCUCACCACUUCACUCCCUCUCUCCCCCCCUCUCUACCCCCUCCCCCUCCAUUCCUCUCUACCUGUCCCUUUCCCUCCCUCCCUCUCUCACCCCCUCCCUCCCUCCCCCACUCCUCCACAGUGUCUAAGCUGCGUGUGCAGAAGACCAACCAGUCCCUGGUCUACCUGGAGGACAGCCGUGUGCGCGUCAACUGCUCCGUGGCCUCCCAGACCAGCACCGACUCACAGCACGCCGUGCUUUGGUACGUGCGCCGCGCGACGGGCGCCGAGGCCGACGAGCUCCUGCUGAGGAUCGAGCGCUCAGGCGCAUUUGAGUAUGGUGCGUACGCAGACGAGGAGAGGUUGAGGCGGCGGGUACAGGCGGAGAGGAUGUCGCCACGUCUGUAUGCGCUGACACUAAACAGGGCAGAGAGCAGCGACUCUGGGACAUACUACUGCCUGGUGGAGGAGUGGCUCACAGACCCAGACGGAGCCUGGUACAGACUGGCACGGGACUCCUCAGGCUUCACACAGGUCCUCGUCAGACAGCCAGGUGAGGAAGAAGAGGAGGGAAGGAGGGAUCAGGGGAGGGAGCCUGGUACAAACUGGCACGGGACUCCUCAGCCUUCCCACACAUAUCUUCCCAAAAGAUAUAGCAAGAGCCCAGUCUCUCUCUCUAUUUGUCUCUGUGUCUCUCUCUCUCUGUCUCUCUCUAUUUGUCUCUGUGUCUCUCUCUCUCUGUCUCUCUCUAUUUGUCUCUGUGUCUCUCUCUCUCUGUCUCUCUCUAUUUGUCUCUGUGUCUCUCUCUCUCUGUCUCUCUCUCUCUCUCUGUCUCUCUCUCUCUGUCUCUCUCUCUCUCUCUCUCUCUCUCCUUCCUCUCUCUCUGUCUCUCUCUCUAUCUGUCUCUCGCUAUGUCUCUCUCGCUCUGUGUCUUUCUCUGUGGUUAACAGUAGCUGUUCUUGGCCCAUGUGGUUGUCACCUCCUAACAGUGACCAGUUGUGCCUAAUAACCCCCCCCCCCCCCCCCCCCCCCCCCUUCUCUACUUUCCCCCUCAUCCUCUCCCCCUGCCCUCAAGGCCGUUUCGCUCUGAUGACCACAUCACCUGCCCUGGGCAGAGCUCAGGUGGCAGAGCGGACGUUGUGGCUCUGGUGCCAGCUGGCACAGAUGGGCAUAGCCUGGCACUAGAGCCGAGGGGCAUAACCCACCUGUCCACCCCUCCAACCCCUAAUGCCCCUGACUACCCAACAGAACUACAACCCCACACACCCUCACUCAGCUCAAACCCAAUAACCUCGACCCUACAAUGUCCUCUACACACCUUCAAGUCCCCCUCCUACUGUCUACACCCCAUGCCCCCCCAAUCUCCUCCCCUCACACUCCGGACUAUCUGCGCUACAUUUUGACUGUUUACAGACAAACAUGGGUAACCCCCACUCCCCCUUUCCCCUCCCCGUAACAUCUCUGAAAGCAUCUGUUAUGCCAGGGGUCCUGUGAGCAGGGCAUUAUAAAUGCAGGGUGAAAUGUGCGGGUGUCCGUGGCAUCUGCCCGACUGCAACAUGAAGGUCAGACAGAAGGGCUGAAGCUGGGCAGAGAGCAACAGCACUCAUCUUUUAUUUAAGCAGCAAAGUGGACACUGCUCCCCCAAUUACAUUAAUGCUGAAAAACACACACACACACACACACACACACACACACACACAUACAUACCCUGUGACACAUACAUGGCAGAAACAUAUCUAUUUGUCGCUUUCAACUCACAGCGACCCAAGUGUGUGUUUGUGCAUGUGUGUGACUGUGUGUGUGUAUAUGCAUGAUUUUGUGUGUGUAUAUCAGUGAAUCACUUUCAUGUUUUUUCUUUGAGUGUCUCACCUCUGUAUUUCUCAGAGGUAAGAUGUGCCUUCGGGAUCCCGAGGCUCACCAGGGGAUUGGGUUAUUAUUAUCAAACACCAUAUCAGGGAGCUCUUAUUCCAUUUAUAGUUAUACAUCUACAACUAUAUAAAUAUAUAAAGAUGGGUGGCAAAGUUCCAGGCCUGAUUUCCCAGGGGGCCGAUAGGAGUGUCUCAUUAAGGUGCUAAAGAAUGCAGACACCCAGUAAGUCAGACGGAAAUGGUUCUGUCGUGUCAGAGGAACAGGGAGAUAAGACCAGAUCGAGAUGCCAGCUCUCUUGCCUGUCUGCCUGUCUGCCUGCCUGCCUGCUGCUUGCUUCCUCUCUUCUUUUAACCAGAGGAAACAUUACAGUCUGUGAACAGCCUGAUCUAUCAGUCUUUUUAAGUUCAGUUCUUUUUUACUCGUUAUAACUGGGUCAGUGUACAGGCCCUGUAGGAGUGUAGCCAUCCCACACAGACACUCUCCCCCCUGGGCUAGAAGCCUCUAAGAGGCAGGGCUGGCCCUGGAGGGGAACCAAGGACUGGAAAGGCCAUGGACAGCUGGUGUAACACUGUUAGCCAAAUUUUCGAGGGUUUUGGCAUUUGGGGGUAGUUGGGCACGUAAAAAUUCACAGUGAAAGAGAUUUUGCUAUCUACUGAGUUUAUGAUUGUGUUUUGGAUUAUGUGUGUUGAAGUUUUAAAGCACAUAAUGAUUUGAAGCACAUCGAAAUCUAUCGGUCAGUGUGAAGUUUUCUGUUUCAAGGCAGGACAAUUCUUAUAAAAUUGUUAUUUUCUUCUAUUUCUUUCCCCCACUCUCCCCCUCUCCCUCUCCCCCUCUCCCCCUCUCCCCCUCCCCCUCUCUCUCUCUCUCCCCCACCCCCUCUCCAUCUCCCCCUCCCCCUCCCCCUCUCUCUGUGCAGAGGUGCGGUUACAGGUGGAGGAGUCAGAGUCUAAUAUCACCGUGUCCCAGUCCAGUUCCAUCCGGUUGGGCUGUAGCAUUCCCUCCCAGUCCUCCAGAGACUCUCGCUUCUCCGUUUCCUGGUACGUGGAACGCGCCUCCACACGCUCCGAAGAGGAAGUGGAGGAAGAACAGGGGGAUGUUGAAGAGGGAAACCGGGACUGUGUGUUCUCCAUCGGACACGACGCCGUGUUCGGGAACGGGAACUGUAGCCCAAUCGAGGAGGCAGGGCCUAACUCACGCCUGCAGUUUGAGAGGACGACCUCUGACCUCUACAGUCUGACCAUCCAGGGGGCGCGACCCGCUGACGCUGGGCGCUACUACUGUCACGUGGAGGAGUGGCUGCUCAACCCCCGCAACGCCUGGUAUCGCCUGGCAACCAACAACUCUGACGUCACCAUCGUCAACGUGAUCCAGCAGGGUAAAUCAAUUAAUACAUUUCUGUAGUCCUUUUAGAAAUAAAACAGAUGGUGCCACAUGGUGAAUGACAAUGUCCUGGGGCUAGAAAAACAAAGGCAAUGCGAUAGAAUGGAGACUUAUUAUUGUUGUUGACAUUUCAGCUGCAAAGUGUUUUUCCAAGAGAAGUGUUUUUUUUCACAAAUACAUUUGUUACAAAGUGUUUAACAGCAGCCCUGGCCAACCAACUCCUCCUAUUUGUAUCAUUAUUAUUCUAGAGACCAAAUAUGAGCGCAUUGGCUUGUGCUGAUCUUACUGAUGAUUCUGGUGUUUGAGUUAGUACUGACAGUCAGCUACAGUAUAGGCUGCUAUUAGCAUGCCAAACAAACAUCAAACUACACCAUAAUGGAAUGCUCUCCAUUGAUGUCAUCUUUUCAUCCAUAUCACACUCCCAUCCAAUUUUCUGUUUUCUCUACCUUGCCCUUCUCCUUAUUUUUCUCCCUUUCUCUCGCUCUCUCUGCCCUCCCUAUCUCUCUUUCUCUUCCCCCAUUCUCUCUCUGUCUCUCUCUCUCUCUCUCUCUCUCUCGCCCCACAGUCUCCACCCUGCAGUCGGUGGUGUGCUCCAACGACUCUCUCUUCUACUUUGUCUUCUUCUACCCGUUCCCCAUCUUCGGCAUCCUCCUCAUCGCCGUGCUCCUGGUACGCUACAAGAGCCGCAGACACAGCAAAUCCCAGGAGGGCAAGAACGGUGCCCCCUUACUGUGGAUCAAAGAACCCCACCUCAGCUACUCCCCCACCUGCCUGGACCCCCCCGCCCUCAGCCUGCACCCCGGCUCAGUGGACUAA
Molecule: messenger RNA, 15192 nt
Organism: Coregonus sp. 'balchen'
Lineage: Eukaryota; Metazoa; Chordata; Actinopteri; Salmoniformes; Salmonidae
Source: the annotation of a GenBank genome assembly